AUGCAUAUAAAAGAAUAUAGAGUACUUGCCUCUGAGAAGCCAUCAGAAGCCAACCCAGUGCCCCAGGUCUUCUGCAACACAGUGUUUGCCCAGAACGAGAUAGUCGCAAGAGGUAAAACAUUCAACCUCCUAAAGAAACAGUACAAGAUCAGACUGUCAACAGGUGUUACUCUGAAAAUAGAAGAGGUUCCCCAGUACAAAGACGGAAAAGUAAGAACAUUUGGAGUAAGAGCCUCUUACAUACUGAAGAGAAAGACAAUCAACGUCCACAAAGAAAUCAGAGCACUUACCAGAGCAGAAGCCGUGUUCAACCUGUGGCAAGACCUCAGAUCAAGACACGGUGUAAGACCAGAGACUGUUGGAAUCAUCGAUGUAGCACUGAUUGACGAGAAGGACGUAACCAGCAAGGAGCUUCUUCAGAUCAUGAACAACCCCAAGUACCCAUUGUUUGACAAGAGACUACCAGCCACUGAGCCAGCCUGCAAAGUAGUUGCAUUUGACAGAGCAUAA
This is a messenger RNA of Nematocida minor, 510 nucleotides long. RefSeq names its product large subunit ribosomal protein L18Ae. Gene Ontology annotation, cellular component: cytosolic large ribosomal subunit; ribosome. The coding region runs from base 1 to 510 and encodes 169 amino acids. The record is from RefSeq and is a predicted model, not a curated record. Gene Ontology annotation, molecular function: structural constituent of ribosome. The transcript has a single exon. Gene Ontology annotation, biological process: translation. NCBI's taxonomy places the organism in Eukaryota, Fungi, Microsporidia.